This is a messenger RNA of Musca vetustissima, 1442 nucleotides long. RefSeq names its product protein FAM98A. Gene Ontology annotation, cellular component: tRNA-splicing ligase complex. NCBI's taxonomy places the organism in Eukaryota, Metazoa, Arthropoda, Insecta, Diptera, Muscidae. The record is from RefSeq and is a predicted model, not a curated record. The transcript has a single exon. Bases 21 to 1442 code for a protein of 473 amino acids.
UACUUCUCUGAAUCGAUAUCAUGGAAUCCGAAUUGGAUGUCAUCGACUCGUUGAAUGCCCUCUCGUAUCAAGGAAAGUGCCUGCAAAAUGAUGAACUGACACGAGCCCUGGAGGGUGGUACACGCAGUCCCGAAUUUCGUGAAGUGGUUGCAUGGCUGGCCCAAGAAUUGCACAUAUUGCGAAAAACCGAUGAAUCAGUGAGUAAAGACUGUGAUGAUCCCAGUGAAUUUGCCAUGGAGCUGUCGGCUAUGUUGAAGGAGUUGAGUUGUCCCUAUAGUUUCUUUGUUACCGGCCCAUUGUCGGAUAGAUUCGAGAGCCGGGAACAUCGAUUGCAGCUGCUGGACUAUCUGAUAACAGAACUGAUGGCCACAAAGAUGUACAUGAAAUUGAAACCAGCCGAACAGGCUUAUGUUAUACCCAAAACGGAGACCAACACGGCAAAGGCUUUGGAACAAAUGACUAAAGAUUUGGGUUUGGGUAAACCGCCAGAGAACAUCACGGCCAAGGCCUUUUUCGAUAAGUUAAACUUUAAGGUGGAAGAGGUGAUGCGAAUGAUGAAACCCGGUGUGGUAAAUGAACCAUUGUUUAGAAAUACCAAGUCGCUGACAGAUAAACAAUGGGAACAGUUGGAGGAAAUUCAUCGUGAUUUGGAUGCGGAAUACAACUUGAGAAGGCAAAUGUUAUUGACCCGUCUCGAUGUGACAAUACAGAGUUUCCUGUGGUCGGAUAAAAUGAAAUCUCGCGAAAAGGAAAUCGAUGAGAAAUUCCAAAAUAAAUUAAUGGAAUUGGAGCGCUAUAAAUAUGGUGGUAUGGAGACUGAUAUUGCGGCGUUAUUGGCGGCUCGAGCCGAUUUGGCGAUAAUUGAGAAAACAAGCUCUGCAAAUGUUCGCAAAAAUACUGGAUCUAAGAUACAUAAACAUGUUAUUGGUAAAGUGCCAGAUCGUGGUGGCAGAGCCCAUGAACAUGCCCCACCACCACCAGAAAUGCCAUCGUGGCAACAGCAGCGUUCCUCGGGGCCACAAGGAGGUGGUGGCGGCGGUAACUUCCGUGGUGGUAGAGGUGGCGGCGGUGGAGGUCGCGGUGGCCAAGGUGGUGGUCGUGGAGGUCAAGGUGGUGGUGGCGGCGGCGGUGGUCAUUGGCAACAGUAUACCUCCCAGCCGCAAAGACAACCCUAUCAACAGAAUCAGAAUCAACAACACAACCAGUAUCAGUCACAACCUCAUCAGCAGCAACAACAACAAAAUUGGGUUCACGGUAGUGGCCGUGUCCAGGGCUCUGGCUGGUCUCAGGGUGGCGGCGGUGGCGGUAAUGACAAUUAUCGUGGUGGAGGAGACUACCGGGGAGGUGAUAAUUACAAUAGAGGCGGUGGUGAUAAUUAUAACAGAGGUGGCGGCGGUGGCCAUCGUGGACAUUCGAAUUAUAACCGUGGCGGAAGACGUUAA